GUUUCCUCUUCUUCCAUCGAUGGAGUCGGUCUGCCGAGUGGCGAGUGUGAUUGGGUAUUGCUGGGUCCAUCCUUAACUCUACGGUCGAGAUCACUUACUCCAUCGGGCUUUAGUAGUGAUGAUAGCGUCCCGACGGAGGCGGAGCCUCUCAGGACCAGCAUCUUGAUUCCAUGAGAACUAUGAUGCUCUAAUAAUAACAAACACAAUUACCACGACACGCCGCCUCAGCCUCUUGGCAGGGUGAUCUCAGGCAAUCCUGUUUGUCGAUGGCUACUUAAAGCCGCAUCCCCCGGCUCUCCUCCUUCUUCCUUUUCCAUUCCUCUCCGUGCCUUCAGACAAGAGACUUCCAAUUCAAUUUAAAAAUAAAACAAAACCCUCUCUCAAAUCACCACCCCACCUCAACAACCAUCACCAUGCAUUUCAAGACUGUCGGUACCAUCCUCCUCGCCUCUUCCGGCCUGGCCUUCGCCCAGAGCCAGAGCGGCCCCAGCGGUAGCUCCGCCAGCCAGGAGGCCGGCGAUUUCCUCGAGGGACUCGACCUGGACAUCUCCCCCGAGGAGUUCGCCUCCGAGGUGCCUGCCCUGGCCAGCGUCCCCCCCAGCAUCGAGUCGGCCUUCGCCACCGCCGUCCCCUCCUCCGUCGCCGCUGCCUUUGCCGACCCCGAGAAGGCCGCCUCCCUCUUCAGCCAGUGGCCCAGCAACAGCGCCCCCGGCUGGUACUCUAGCCUGCCCACCUCGGUCCAGGCCUACGCCUCUUCCGUCGUCGACGAGGCUACCUCCGCUUUCCCCGAGCUCGCCUCCGUCCUGCCCACUGAGAUCUCCGAGUCCGAGGGCGGCUCCGCCGACCCCGCUGACUCCAAGGAGUCUGCCUCCGCCUCCGACAACGCCGCUGCUGCCCCCACUGGCAUGGCCGCUGGUGUUGCCGGUGCCGCCGGUAUGCUGGCCGUUGUCCUCGCCCUCUAAAUGGGUUGAUUUUUUAUGGCCAGCUCGCAUGGACGCGUGACGAACAAUCAUAACGUCAGCGAUCUAUGUGAUUAUAAUGGGAACCUUUUCUUAUGUUGCUCUGUUUUCCUUGGUUUCUAAACUUGAUCUUUGCAUGAUGCACAGUGUAUCGAUAUGACUUAAUACAAAUAAAUAUAUUACUAUGACA
This is a messenger RNA of Aspergillus campestris IBT 28561, 1149 nucleotides long. RefSeq lists its product as uncharacterized. The transcript has a single exon. The coding region runs from base 414 to 962 and encodes 182 amino acids. NCBI's taxonomy places the organism in Eukaryota, Fungi, Ascomycota, Eurotiomycetes, Eurotiales, Aspergillaceae. The record is from RefSeq and is a predicted model, not a curated record.